GAGCUCUUUUUUCUACUUCGUCAUUUACAGAAAACAUGGAAAGAAGCGAGAGAGAAAAUUAAAGUUUUUGAUUUGAAGUUGAUUCCUUUAGAUUUUAGAGUUUACAAAUUUCUGGGUUCUGUUCUUCUUAUUUGGUUUGAUUAAAUUUUGGUAGUGAUUUUUAAUUUUGGUUUUGUUAUACAAAGAGUAAAAAAAAGAUGGCGGUAAUAUCUUUAGAAUCUAUGCCUUUAGGAUUCAGAUUUAGUCCAACAGAUAAAGAAUUAGUGAAUCAUUAUUUGAGGUUGAAGAUCAAGGGGAGAGAAUCCGAUGUAGAAGCUAUUCGUGAAAUUGAUGUUUGCAAGUGGGAACCUUGGGAUUUACCUAAUUUGUCUGUGAUAAAAUCUCCUGAUAUGGAGUGGUUCUUCUUUUGCCCAAGAGAUCGUAAGUAUCCGAAUGGUCGUCGUUCUAAUAGAGCAACUGAAGCUGGAUAUUGGAAAGCCACUGGAAAGGAUAGAACUAUUAAAUCUAACUCCAAUUUGAUUGGUAUGAAGAAAACCCUAGUUUUCUACCGAGGUAGAGCUCCUCAUGGUGAUAGAACCCCUUGGAAAAUGCACGAAUACCGGAUGAACUCUGGACCGGGGUCCUUUGUUCUCUGCCGCCUAUUUUACAAGCCAGACGAGGAGACUGAAUCUAAUGGAGAUGAUAUGGAACCUACUGGUUCAUGUCCUACUCCAACCAAAUCUUCUCUCGAAGAGGUACCUUCAAGCCAUACAGUGGUCCAAGAAACGUCGGGAUCAAAUCUUCAAAUCAGAAAGCAGCAGUUUGAUACGGAGGCUGAUAAACCAGAUAACACCGCCUCCAAUGAUCUAGUUGAAGAGAGCCACUGCAACAGUAACACUGCUUCUGAUGUGGAAGAUCGUGUAACGGUGAAAGGUGUCUGCGAGGUAAAUCCAGUACCGCACGAUGAUUCAAGGAUUUCUACGGUCCCCAUACUUGAGCGGUUGGAUUCCAAGGUUUUCUCACCGUUGCAAUCGCAGAUGCAAGCUGAAUUGGGAUCGUAUGACAUGGCUUUCAAUUUUGCCAAUGACUUCAGCAAUGAGUACAACGGGAUGCUGCUUCAGGAUUGUAUGGACGAUACAUCUGUUUCAAACUUUUUGGAUGAAGUUCUCAAUAACCUUGAUGAGAACUCGUGCGAAGAUUCCACUAGUCUGAAGAACUCAGGUCUUGAGGACGGCCCAUUCGGUGUUCAUAUUACUUCAUUAGAAGCUAGACCUCAGAUCUAUGCAUCUGGCAAGGAUAGUGGAUCAUGCAGUGACACAGACACUGAAGUGGCACAAGCACAGAAUUCUUUGAGUUUGAAGGACGCAUGGUGGUUUACUGAGCCAUCGAGCGCAAACGAUUUUCCACAGAUACAAACUGCUUUUGCGUAUGACAGUGUUGGAACCAGUUAUGGUGGGAGUUAUGGAAAUAUGGGUUUCAUCAAGGACGAAACUAUUGGCCAAGAAGCUGCUUCCUCUGCUGAUUCAACCAUGGAAAAUUUCUGUUAUCCAUUGGAUAAUCUUGUAGUCCAUCAGAACAAUAACCUUGAGAACAACAUCAGUGUCGGCCAUGGGCAGUUGCAAUCAAGUUCGCAGAACUUUAUGGCUCAGGGCUCGGCCCCGAGAAGGAUUCGUCUACAAAAGAAACUUCCUCGUAGAGGAAGAGUACUCUCGUUCAAGGGACGAGACUUUAACAGCAAUUCACAAGAGAAUGAUUCUAAACCAACAGCAACUGAUGUUUUGGAAGAGGCUACAGAGUCUACUAACACAAAAACCUCGACCUUUGAGGUGAAUAAAGAGAACAUGUCUGUCUCUUCCGUAACUAACAUCAGUACAAGCUCCGAAGAUAAGAAGUCAAGCUCCUCCGAGAGAUCAAGAUCAAGAUCUAAGGAUGAUAUUGAAACUACAAGCAGAAAUCGAAAAACACAGAAUGUAUCUGUGAAGGCUGCUCCAACAUGGGGGUUAAGUUACUUGUAUGUUUCAAUUGCCCUUGUGCUAGUGGUUUCAAUGGGGGCGAUGGCUUUUUCAGGGGUGUGGAAAUGCAUGAGAUCUUCUUGAUGGUUGGAAGAAUGCUCGAAUAUUCAUUUUGGUAGAAUGUAUAAAAAGGAAUACCAGUCUCUCUCUCUCUCUCUCUCUCUCUCUCUCUCUCUCUCUAUAUAUAUAUAUAUAUAUAUAUAUAUAUAUAUAGCAUAGUAGUAUAGUAUUGUGUAAUAAAAGAAGGUAGAUGUAUUAGCCUAGUCUUAGUAGGUGUGAAUGGGAUAUUAUGAAGUUUUGUGGUCGGUUUUAUUAACAGAUAGUAGCUGAUUCUUCUUUUUGUACAGCUUUAGUUGCAUGUGUUUCUAUUUUGAAGAAAUUAGUUGCAUGUGUUUCUAUUUUGAAG
Molecule: messenger RNA, 2397 nt
Organism: Papaver somniferum (opium poppy)
Lineage: Eukaryota; Viridiplantae; Streptophyta; Magnoliopsida; Ranunculales; Papaveraceae
Product: NAC domain-containing protein 14-like
Exons: 6
Coding region: 198-2075 (625 amino acids)
Biological process (GO): regulation of DNA-templated transcription
Molecular function (GO): DNA binding
Source: RefSeq, a predicted model, not a curated record